GAGGUGGUGCCGGGGAUGCGGGGAGUUCACCUGCAGGGGGCGCCCCUUGUGUCUCCGCAGGAGGACGAAGUCCCGCCGGACGCCGGGCCGGGGAUAACCUCGACCCUGGUGCUGUCGGUCUUCACGGCCGUGCUCGGGUCCCUGCAGUGUGGGUACAACAUUGGUGUCAUAAAUGCCCCCCAAAAGAUCAUCGAGCAGAACUAUAACGCCACCUGGCUGGCGCGGCACAACGCGUCCAUCGAGCUCUCCACGCUCACCACCCUCUGGUCCCUGUCGGUCGCCAUCUUCUCCAUCGGGGGCAUGAUCUCCUCCUUCCUGGUGGGGGUCAUCUCUGAGUGGCUGGGCAGGAAGCGGGCCAUGAUUAUCAAUAACGCCCUGGCCUUCCUGGGAGGGGCCCUCAUGGGGCUGGCCAAGCUGGGCUGCUCCUACGAGAUGAUGAUCCUCGGCCGGUUCCUGAUUGGUGCCUACUCAGGGCUGGUAUCUGGCUUGGUCCCCAUGUACGUGGGUGAAAUUUCCCCCACCCACCUGCGGGGGGCGCUGGGGACCCUGCACCAGCUGGCCCUCGUCAUCGGGAUACUCAUUGCCCAGGUGUUCGGGCUGGACUCCCUCCUCGGCAGCCCCGAGCUCUGGCCCCUGCUCCUGGGGCUGACCGUGGCCCCCUCGGCCCUGCAGCUGGUGCUGUUCCCCUUCUGCCCCGAGAGCCCCCGGUACCUCUACAUCAUCCGUAACAAAGAGUCCAAGGCCAAAGAGAGUUUGAAGCGGCUGACGGGGCGCAGCGACGUGAGCGAGGCCCUGACAGAGAUGAAGGAAGAGAAGCGGCGCAUGGACAUGGAACGCAAGGUCUCCAUCACCCAGCUCUUCCGCUGCCGGAUCUAUCGCCAGCCGCUGCUCAUCGCUGUGGUGCUCCAGCUGUCCCAGCAGCUCUCCGGCAUCAAUGCGAUAUUCUAUUACUCCACCAGUAUCUUUGAGUCAGCCGGGCUGGAGCAGCCCGUGUUCGCCACGAUCGGCGCUGGGGCCAUCAACGCUGCCUUCACCGUUGUCUCGCUGUUCCUGGUGGAACGGGCAGGUCGCCGGACGCUGCACCUGGUGGGGCUGGCAGGCAUGAUGGUGUGUGCCGUGGUGAUGACGGUGGCAUUGGUGUAUCUGGAUCGGGUGCCGGCCAUGAGCUACAUCAGCAUGGUGGCCAUCUUCGGCUUCGUGGCUUUCUUCGAGAUCGGGCCGGGGCCCAUCCCGUGGUUCAUCGUGGCCGAGCUGUUCAGCCAGGGGCCCCGCCCGGCGGCCAUGGCAGUGGCCGGGGGCUGCAAUUGGACCUGCAACUUCAUUAUCGGCAUGGCCUUCCAGUCCAUGGCGGAUGCCUGCGGGCCGUACGUCUUCCUCAUCUUUGCAGCCCUCCUCCUUGGUUUCUUCCUCUUCACCUACUUCAAAGUCCCUGAGACGCGGGGCCGGACCUUCGAUCAGAUUGCUGCCGCGUUCCGACGCACCCCGUCUCUAUUAGACCACGAAGUCAAACCUUCCACCGAGCUGGACUGUCUGGGGCCAGACGACAACGCCUGACGUGGGGCAGGAGCAAUCGGCCAGAGAGGGAGAGAGAGACACACAAGAGGAAUGUAACCGUAACCCAGCACUUUAAUGACACAGCAAGGUUUAGAGAUUUUUAGGUUAGUUGUUUUGUUUUUAGCUUUGUGGGUUUUAUUUUUAAGAUUAUAUAUAUAUAUAUAGAGAGAGAGAGAGACAGAAAGAGUGAUUGUGUUGUAUAUGUGUGUGUGUGUGUUUGUGUCAGAGGCAUGGAGAUAAAGACGUGUUGGGAGCUGCGGAAGGAAUUCAGUUAAGUGACAAAGGAAGGGGAAGCUGGAGGAGAAUCCAGCUCAGCUGGGUGCACACUCUUGGAAUCGGAGAUGGGGAAAAGACCUCCCCGAGACCAUAUCCAGCAGCUGGAACAGAUGUUCAGGCAUUCCCGAGCAAUGUAUGACACUAGUAGGCUCCAGAACUGUUGACUCCAAUGGUUGGAGUAGAUUCUGCGUCGACUCAGGGACAGGAGACUUUUCUGUUGAUGAGAAGGUAGAAGGAGAAUGCAAAACUGUGGUGGAGUUCUUUCGAUCCUACUGAACGGUCCCGCCGCCGUCAACGGAGUUGAGCCAAAGGGCCAGAACAAGCAUGACCUCAUCAUGUUCUCUAAUGCCGAGAGUUAGAAAGGUUGGAGCAAGAAGGCCGGGUGUCAUGGACGCCGUCAGACACCGUGACUCCGUCGCUGAAUGGCAAGGCUCCUACAGGCAGGAGCUGUGACUCUUUGCCCUAUGCAUGCCCUACGAUACAGUGGAGUCACUCUUAACUCCCCAUGGCUGGCGAUUGACUCCUAGUGGCAAAUAUCAUGAGAACUUCCACCCCGCUCCAUCCAAGCCAGCAGAGCAGGAUUUCCUGGAUGCUAUGACCUGGGACAUCCCUUCCCGUCCAUCUUCUGAGGUUUGUAGGAGAUCUAAGGGGACCUCACCACUCUUCCUGGAAAGCGAGCGUCAAGAGAAGAUGGUCAACUCAUCUUUGGAGGAGAACUGGUUGCAAGGGGCUGACAAGGGAGGGCGGGGGGUGGGGUGGGAAGCCAUCGCCCAAGGUGGGGAAGCUUAUGAGAAAGGGUGCAUCGGGUUUUGUGAACUGCAGUCCACACCAGUUGCAAGUCAACGCAGAAUGUGGGACCUCCGCUCCACAGCUCAUAUCUAUAGGGACAAGGAAUGGCCCAACUGGAUCAGACCCAUGGUCCACCUAGCCCGCUAUUGUGUUUUAACAGGAUGGUGUCCUCAGCCUUGCAUGCAGAAGACAAGAUGCUAGGAAGACUCUGUGCUCAGCAGCCCAGGACAAUUUGCUAGUUAAACAUGGUGGGAUUGUUGGUUGGUUGGCUGAUUAUUUUUAAGAAGGCUGUAAAUACAGAAGCACCCAGAACAGAGUUGUUAAAAUUACUGCUCUCCAUUUUGGCUGCUAGCUGACUGUUGGAAGUCUGAAGAGAGACAGUUGCGUUGACCUACAAAGACCAACCUUGCUAAAAUUUUAGUGAUUAGACCCGACACGCCGCUGUGUUUGGGGUGGGACAAACAAAGAACCUGUUUAAGCAGAUGACAGGCACAAGAGAUCAAUAUCUGUGCUUGAAGACAGUUUACGGACGAAGCUAGGAAGCUUCUGAACCGUUAGUAGGAUCUGAGAGAGUUUCUGUUUUGUAAUUAACAGAGGCGCUUGUCUUAAUGUCAGGGACACGUGGAGAGGCAUUAGCGCAUUAUGCGACCUUUUGUAUUUCAGCGAGAAGAAUGUAAGAAAUUCUUUGUAUAUAAAGGACGUAGUCAAACCGAG
Gopherus evgoodei (Goodes thornscrub tortoise) is the source of this 3333-nucleotide messenger RNA. RefSeq names its product solute carrier family 2 member 4 (gene SLC2A4). The coding region runs from base 16 to 1554 and encodes 512 amino acids. Gene Ontology annotation, cellular component: membrane. Gene Ontology annotation, biological process: D-glucose transmembrane transport; cellular response to insulin stimulus. Lineage: Eukaryota; Metazoa; Chordata; Testudines; Testudinidae. The record is from RefSeq and is a predicted model, not a curated record. The transcript has 10 exons.